Dentiscutata erythropus is the source of this 426-nucleotide messenger RNA. Lineage: Eukaryota; Fungi; Glomeromycota; Glomeromycetes; Diversisporales; Gigasporaceae. The record is from the annotation of a GenBank genome assembly.
AUGUCGCCUAUGGUUAGAGUAGAAAGGCCUUGGAACAGAAAGAGUAUAUUGUCCAAGAAGUUAGUAGAUAAUGGCAAAGAUGAUAAAGACAAGAAAAACGUUACAAAAAGCAAGAGGCAUCGAAAAUUUAAUAGCAAAGUGCAUAUAAGAGUAAUCUUUGCAAAGAUAACAAUAUUAGUAGAACUUAUAACAGAUGAGCAGAGUAUAAAAAAAGGAAUGUAUAAGUCUAAGAGAAGCAGUAAUAAAAAAGCUUUCAGUAAGAUAGAUGAACUAAUAUCACCAGAAGAGUUCAAAGAGGCAAUCAGACUAUCCCCAAUAGGCAAAGCUACAGGUUCAUCUAUGCUGGCAAAUAAGAUUCUAAAAAAAUUGUCAGAAGUAGCAAAUGCAAACUUGUUGAAAAUUUACAAUACAGUAUUAAGAUUAUAA